Marchantia polymorpha subsp. ruderalis is the source of this 2027-nucleotide messenger RNA. The record is from the annotation of a GenBank genome assembly. Lineage: Eukaryota; Viridiplantae; Streptophyta; Marchantiopsida; Marchantiales; Marchantiaceae.
GACUAGUCUUGUCUUUGAACAUUUUAUCAUCAAUCAUUUAUCAGAUGGACAUCUCCUGGACGUGGUGAGUCGUACCGAGACAGAUACAGAACACAACAGUUCUGCUCUUAGAACUGUUACAAAUUUUGCAGACUUCUGUUUUGAUGUUAAAAUAAAUUUAAAAUUUCUUGACGCUGUAUGUUGAAUGCUUGAGUGUUCGUUGCGCGAGACCAUCCUUCCCAGGAGUCUCGAGCAAUUGACAAAGGACCCAUGAUAAUAUACGGUAUAAGGACUGGCUUCUUAGAAAGUCUUUUGGCAAUUUUCACAAUCUUCGUGAUAUGGUCAGUUCUGACAGCAGUAAGACUGACAUUAUGGAAUCCUCUGAAAGUGCUACGGUUCAUGAGGAAGAGGGGAUACUCUGGGCCUCCGCUGUCAAUAUUCAAGCUGGAUAACAGUCAUGAACUCGAUCUGUGCCGACAGAGGGCCAAACAAGCAUGGAAUGACCGCACUGCUAAGUCCGGCAUCGCAACCCUGAGCCAUGAUCUCGCUCCACUUCUCUAUCCUGAGUUCAAAGAAUAUCAGAAGCAAUAUGGAGAGAGAUUUGUGUAUGCUCCCGAGAGGGGAAGUAUUAAAAUCUGGGCUGGCAACAAGCCCGACGUCAUCAGGGAGGUGUGGGGCUGUAAAACAGGCGCUUUUGGUAAACCAAGUUCAACUUUCGCCGAUGAGCUGCUUGGCCGAAAUUCUCUAGGUUUGGUUGUUAACCUGGACGAAUGGGCCAGACAGAGACGAGUUGUUAGACCCCAUUUCUAUGAAGGACAAUUGAAGGACACAGUUCGAAGGACAAAAGAAAGUGCAUUACUAUGGAUCCGAAAUUUGGAAGAAAAGGUAACUCAAAGUGGAGAUUCUCUUCCACUGGAUCUAUCAGGAGACAUAGCAUCAUUGGUGAAGGAAUUCUCGGUCAGAACAAUCUUCGGCAAUGACUUUGAAUCAGCUCAGAAGGGUCUAGAGCAUGAACAGAAACUGAAGAUUUUGGUGAUACAAUCCGGAGGUGUUAUUCAUCCUCUCCUAAGAUAUAUUUUACCAACUCGGCUGAACAGGGAGAUACUAAAAGCUCGGAAACUCUAUUCCGUCUGUAUCAAGCAAAUCAUGGAAGGACGGAAGGAAUCUGUUAGAAAAGGAAAUAUGGUUUCGUAUGGUGAUGAUAUGUUAGGCAUCAUUCUUACAGCUGCUGAAACAGGAGAAGGCCAGAAAACAGGAAGUCUUCCGAAAUGGACAGAACAAGAUAUCGUAGACCAGAUAAGGGCACUGUUUUUUGCAAGUCAUGACACCGUGAGCUCUGCCUUCUCGUGGUUACUAAUUCUACUGGGUCACCACACUGAGUGGCAAGAACGCAUACGCAAAGAAUUGACGGAGACCUUAGGGGAAGAUCAAAUUUCAGAAUUAGAGCAGCUACGCCAUCUGAAUUCAUUAAACAUGUUCGUUUUGGAAACCUUGCGCCUAUACCCUCCAUUUCCACAAGUAAAUCGUGAGGUACAUGAAGACGGAGUAACACUUUUGGGAGAUCCUGUCCCAAAAGGUCUAGGCAUUAAUUUCGACAUGAUCCAUCUCCAUAGAUUGCCUGAACUUUGGGGUGACGAUGCACUUGAGUUCAAACCAGAGCGUUGGGCGAAGGGAAUGAAAGGAGCGUGCGUGGACACAGCUGCAUACAAUCCUUUUGGAUAUGGCCCAAGAGUCUGCGCAGGACAAACUCAAGCACAAGCCCAGCUCAAAGUGCUUGUCAGUUUGUUCAUUCAACAUUUCAGAUUUCAACUCUCACCCUCAUACAUCCAUCUUCCGACCAUGUCUUUCAGUAUGGUCCCAGGGCAUGGUGUUCCUCUGGUUAUUGAGGCGAUCACAAAAGUUUGAUCGUUAUUCAUGAAGCUGUCAUUCAGUCCCCUCUCAUUCCAUUGUAGAGUACUUGGUUUCUAGAUGGUAUCCAUGUUAACAGUGCGAACGAUCUUAUUUUUUCAUUUCUCCAUAUUUUACUAUGUAUAUGAUUAUCUUUUCGA